This is a messenger RNA of Hyaloperonospora brassicae, 1221 nucleotides long. NCBI's taxonomy places the organism in Eukaryota, Oomycota, Peronosporomycetes, Peronosporales, Peronosporaceae. The record is from the annotation of a GenBank genome assembly.
AUGACUCGCAAUUUCUCCACGUUCCAUCGUCAUGGGCUGUGUAUCGCCCCUUCUAAGCGCUUUUCGUGCCGACCCCUCUCGAUCGUGUCGAGUUCAGCUGAGCAGUUGAACCAAAGACGCCAUGUUCCUUCUUUCGCUGCUGCUCCGGUAGAUCUCCUCGCUUCUGUGGGGAACACGCCGCUGCUUGAACUUACGACUUUGUCAACGCUCACGGGCUGCAAACUAUUCGCCAAAGCCGAGUACACAAAUCCAAGCGGCAGUAUCAAGGACCGUGUGGCCAAGUCGCUCAUUCUCGAUGCAGAAGAGCGCGGUGUGCUUGAGCCGGGAGGAACAAUCAUUGAGGCUACAGGAGGCAGCACGGGGGUCUCCUUGGCCUUGCUUGGAGCUUCUCGAGGCUACAAGACCCAGCUGACAAUGCCGGAUAUCACAGCGAGCGAAAAGGUGCAGAUGAUGAAAGUUAUGGGUGCACAAGUACAUGUGCUGCCGACGACAUGCAUGUCGGACAAGAACCACUUCUUUCAUGUCGCGCGAUAUCUUGCAGAGACAACGCCGAACGCGUACUGCCCGGACCAGUUCGACAAUAUUGCCAACAUGCGGGCGCACUACGAGGGCACGGCACCUGAAAUUUGGACACAGGUUCAAGGAAGGAUUCACGGAUUCGUGACGUCAGCUGGAACGUCGGGAACGAUCGCAGGAAUGUCGAGAUUUUUUAAGGAGCGUAACCCGGAUGUGCAGGUGUGGCUCAUUGACCCGGAAGAGACUGCGGCCAUGUCUGCGUUUGUCAACAACGGUCGCUUGACAAGUACGAUGGAAAACGGAUUCGAGAUUGUGCCCAUGGCUAAAGGAUGGACCAUUGCAGAAGGUGUCGCUGCGCUGUCGCAUGUGACAAACAACUUACGCGAGUCGAUCGUUGAUCGGGGGAUUACUGCUACGAAUCAGGAGAUUGUCGACAUGAGCUACUUCUUGCUGCGAAACGACGGCAUUUUCGUAGGGCCUAGCAGCGCGCUCAAUGUUUUGGGAGCGGUAAAGAUGGCGCGUGAGCUUGGUCCAGGCCACACUAUCGUGACGAUCCUGACCGACGGCGGUGUUCGCUACGGCAGCAAACUGUAUAACGAGGCAUGGCUCAAGGAACACAACUUGCUUCCUCAGGAAGCUGAGGCCAAGAAAGGCUCAUUGCCACUGGACUUUGUGGGAGGGGUCAAGUAUCCGAUGACAGUCUAG